This is a messenger RNA of Carassius gibelio (silver crucian carp), 1659 nucleotides long. RefSeq names its product UMP-CMP kinase. Gene Ontology annotation, molecular function: UMP kinase activity; ATP binding. The record is from RefSeq and is a predicted model, not a curated record. The coding region runs from base 117 to 773 and encodes 218 amino acids. Gene Ontology annotation, biological process: CDP biosynthetic process; 'de novo' pyrimidine nucleobase biosynthetic process; UDP biosynthetic process. Gene Ontology annotation, cellular component: cytoplasm; nucleus. NCBI's taxonomy places the organism in Eukaryota, Metazoa, Chordata, Actinopteri, Cypriniformes, Cyprinidae. The transcript has 6 exons.
UGUACGGCGGAUGUGGAAUCUGCCCGCCGCACUUCCGUGACACGCAUCAGCCGGUCGUUGACUCGCAGGGGUCGAUGUUCAUUCAUUAGUGCAGCUCUCUCUUAUCUGCUCGGUGUAUGAUUGUGGCUCUGCUGCACAGGCUGAAGGAGCUCCCACGCGCUGUGCACAGGUGGAGUGUGAUGAUGAAGCCGCAGGUCGUGUUUGUUUUGGGCGGGCCAGGCGCGGGGAAAGGGACACAAUGCGCGAGAAUCGUGGCGAACUACAGCUACACUCACCUGUCUGCCGGAGACCUGCUGAGAGAGGAGCGCAGCCGCACCGGCUCACAGUUUGGCCAGCUCAUCGACUCCUACAUCAAAGAGGGCAAGAUAGUUCCAGUUGAAAUCACCAUCAACUUGCUGAAAAAGGCGAUGGAAGAGACCAUGAAAGCCGAUGAAAAGAAGUUCCGCUUUCUCAUCGAUGGUUUCCCACGAAACCAAGACAACCUGCAGGGAUGGAGCACGGUCAUGGACGGGAAGGCAGAUGUCAAGUUUGUGCUUUUCUUUGACUGCAGUAAAGAGGUGUGCAUUGACCGAUGUCUAGAGCGAGGCAAGAGCAGCGGACGCACUGAUGACAACAGAGAGAGUCUAGAGAAAAGGAUCCAGACGUACCUCCAGUCCACACGGCCCAUUAUAGAGCAGUACGAGAAGCAGGGGAAGGUGUGCAUGAUUGAUGCCUCCCGAUCGGUGGAUGAGGUGUUUGCAGAUGUGAAGAACAUUCUGGAUAAAGAAGGCUAAGCAUCCACAGACAAAAAAAAAAAAAAAAAAAACGCAUUCUGGAAAAUGGUGGUGUCUUUGUUGUCGGCGGUGCUAUGCCUUCAUGUAUCGAUAGCUACAUUUUUACUCAUUCAACAGUAAAAUAGGUGUUUUUUUUUUGUUUUUGUUUUUUUAAGAAGUGAGAGAGUGUGUGCUCCUAUCUAUGUGUGUAAGUCUGAAAGAAAAACACUUUUGUUGAGCAAACGAUCCAUGCUUGCUCAAUAUUACACUGAAGAGGAACAAUGUUUCAGCAGAGAAUCAAACCAGUUUGAGCAAUAAUGUUCAGGGCACUUCUAUAGGAACAGAACACACACGCUUCUGCUCUUAACUUCAAGAUAGUCUUCUGUGUCUCAUGUGUGAGAAAUGUUUCGAAACGUCCAUCUUUCAGUGUAUAAAACAAAUAAGCCAAGAACUGAAAUAAGCCAAGAAUAGGUUGGAAGUCUGUUUCAUUCUCUAAACUAAUGAGUGAUUCUAAAUGACCAACAGGAAGUCCGAGUAUCUGACCUGUUUGUGUUAUAUUUGGUGAGAUGUUUCUCUUGUUUUGUAUAGUAAUCCACAGCAGGAUCUGAGGACUGUUUGCUGGCCACCCAAUAGAGAGCUGAGUUUUAGCUGUAUGUUUUUCUUUUAUCAUAUUGGGCUGCUGUGUUCCAAAUAUGUGCCAUCUUUGCUCAGGCAGUAGAUUUUAAGCUGUGGGGAACGGGCUCAUGCUUUUAUUUGAUUGUCUCAGGCAGCAUCUUUGGGGUUGUUUGUGAAUAAACUGAAUUUGUCGUAUAGAUGUGACGGUCCAGUAAAUAGCACAAAACAAUAUAAGAAAUAUCAAGGAUGACAGAACCCUCUGAAAAAAAUAAAUGUUAUGAUGUCAAAUGUC